GCGCCCGCCUCGCUCAGUCCGAGCCGAGCCGAGCCGCCACCGCGGAGAAAAGGGACCGGGCUGCGCUGUGCGGGUUGGCGCUCCACGCGAUGCGUCUGUUUCUGCUGGCGGUGCUCCUCUCGUGCUCCUGCGCGCGGGCCGGCUGCGAGCCCAAGAUCGUGAACAUCGGGGCCGUCCUGAGCCAGAAGAGGUACGAGCAGGUGUUCAAGGAUGCCGUGAACCAGGCCAACCAGGUGUACGGCCGGGACAAGUUCAAGCUCAACGCCAUUUCCGUCACGCACAAGGCCAACGCGAUCCAGAUGGCUCUGUCGGUGUGCGAGGACCUGAUCCACAGCCAGGUUUACGCCAUCCUGGUGAGUCACCCGCCUCAGUCCAGCGACCAUCUCACCCCGACGCCCGUCUCCUACACCGCCGGCUUCUACCGCAUCCCGGUGGUGGGGCUCACCACGCGCAUGUCCAUCUACUCCGACAAGAGUAUCCACCUGUCCUUCCUGCGGACGGUCCCGCCGUACUCCCACCAAGCUCACGUCUGGUUCGACCUGAUGCGCGAGUUCAACUGGAACCACAUCAUCCUGAUCGUCAGCGACGACCACGAGGGCCGGGCGGCUCAGAAGAGGCUGGAGACGCUGCUGGAGGAGCGGGAGACGAAGAAUAAAAAAAGGAACUAUGAAAACCUCGACCAACUGUCCUAUGACAACAAGCGAGGACCUAAGGCAGAGAAAGUCCUACAGUUCAGUCAGGAGACAAACUUAACCGCGCUGCUGCUGGAGGCCAAAGAGCUGGAGGCCCGGGUCAUCAUCCUGUCCGCCAGUGAGGACGAUGCUGCCGCCGUGUACAAGGCGGCCCGCUUCCUCAACAUGACGGGCUCGGGCUACGUGUGGCUGGUGGGGGAGCGGGAGAUGUCCGGUAAAGCUCUGAGCGAGGCGCCAGACGGUCUGAUCGCCCUCCAGCUCAUCAAUGGGAAGAACGAAUCGGCCCACAUCACCGACGCCGUGGCGGUGGUGGCCCAGUCCAUCCAGGAGCUGUUUGAGAAGGAGAACAUCACAGAACCGCCCAAGGGCUGCGUGGGCAACACCAACAUCUGGAAGACGGGGCCUCUUUUUAAACGAGUUCUGAUGUCAUCCAAAUAUCCGGAGGGUCUGACGGGACGCGUCGAGUUCAACGACGACGGAGACAGGAAAUACGCCCACUACACUAUUCUGAACUACCAGAAGUCUCGCCUGGUUCAGGUCGGCAUUUACAACGGCACGCAGGUGGUGAUGAACAAUCAGCGCAAGAUCAUCUGGCCUGGAGGGGAGACGGAGAAACCGCAGGGCUUCCAGAUGUCGACCCGAUUAAAGAUCGUGACGAUUCACCAGGAGCCAUUUGUUUAUGUGAAACCGACGAUGCAAGACGGGACGUGCAACGAGGAAAAGGCAUUAAAUGGAGUGAUUAUAAAGAAGGUUAUCUGUACUGGGCCCAACGAGACCAUCCCAGGGCGUCCCAUCGUGCCACAGUGCUGCUACGGCUUCUGUGUCGACCUGCUGAUCAAACUGGCCAUGACSAUGAACUUCACCUACGAGGUCCACCUGGUGGCUGAUGGGAAGUUUGGAACCCAGGAGCGGGUGAACAACAGCAACAAGAAGGAGUGGAACGGCAUGAUGGGAGAGCUGCUGGGUGGGCUGGCUGACAUGAUCGUGGCGCCGCUGACCAUAAACAACGAGCGUGCCCAGUACAUAGAGUUCUCUAAACCCUUUAAAUAUCAAGGCCUCACUAUUCUAGUCAAAAAGGAAAUUCCUCGAAGUACGCUGGACUCAUUUAUGCAGCCGUUCCAGAGUACGCUGUGGCUGCUGGUGGGUCUUUCGGUGCAUGUGGUGGCGGUGAUGCUUUACCUUCUAGACCGGUUCAGUCCAUUUGGAAGAUUUAAAGUAAACAGUGAGGAAGAGGAAGAAGACGCCCUCACCUUGUCAUCUGCCAUGUGGUUCUCCUGGGGAGUGUUGCUGAACUCUGGAAUUGGAGAAGGUGCACCGCGCAGCUUUUCGGCGAGAAUCCUUGGCAUGGUGUGGGCUGGCUUUGCUAUGAUCAUUGUGGCUUCUUACACUGCCAACCUGGCUGCCUUCCUGGUGUUGGACCGGCCUGAGGAGCGCAUCACCGGCAUCAAUGACCCGAGGCUGAGAAACCCAUCCGAUAAGUUCAUCUACGCCACGGUGAAGCAAAGCUCCGUGGACAUCUACUUCCGACGACAGGUGGAGCUUAGCACUAUGUACCGCCACAUGGAGAAGCACAACUAUGAGAGUGCUGCAGAGGCUAUCCAGGCCGUGCGUGACAACAAGCUGCAUGCUUUCAUCUGGGACUCUGCGGUGCUGGAGUUUGAAGCCUCGCAGAAGUGCGACCUGGUGACCACGGGAGAGCUGUUUUUCCGUUCGGGCUUUGGCAUAGGCAUGCGCAAGGACAGCCCCUGGAAACAGAAUGUGUCCCUGGCCAUUCUCAGUUCUCAUGAGAACGGCUUCAUGGAAGACCUAGAUAAAACCUGGGUGAGAUACCAGGAGUGUGACUCGCGGAGCAAUGCCCCAGCCACACUCACCUUUGAGAACAUGGCAGGAGUCUUCAUGCUGGUGGCCGGAGGCAUUGCGGCGGGGAUCUUCCUCAUCUUCAUCGAAAUCGCCUACAAACGCCACAAAGACGCCCGCAGGAAGCAGAUGCAGCUGGCCUUUGCGGCCGUCAACGUCUGGAGGAAGAACCUGCAGGACAGUAAGGAAGCCUGUGGAGGUCAAGCGGUGACUGGGACUCCCUCGUUACCCUCUUCCUCUGUAGAGACUCAGGAUGAUAGGAAAAGUGGUAGAGCAGAGCCCGACCCCAAAAAGAAAGCCUCUUUUAGGUCCAUCAGUACCACCCUGGCUUCCAGCAUCAAGAGACGUAGGUCCUCCAAAGACACGCUCCAGUCAAAKCUGCUGCGUUUGUGCUGCUCCGUCACAUUGAAGCGUUUCUCCCUGAGAGCGGUUAGCUUCCUGCUGCUGCUGCUGCAUUAGAAGCAACGAGCAGUUCCCACCCACUGACGCCUCGGGCCAGCUCAACCUGUCUGACCCGUCCGUCAGCACCGUGGUGUAGAGACAGAGCACAGAGAGAGGGAGAGAGAGAGAGAGAGAAAAGAGAACGACGUUGAGGCCGUUCACGAAGAAGAAGAAGACUCCACGUUUCCUUCAGCUGAAUGAAAACCUGAAGAAGAAGAAACGACUCUGAUGAACUUUGCACCUUUUUUAAAAACAGGAUUAUCUAUCCGGUCUUAGAUGUUUUUAGGAUUGCUAAGCAUGCACAGAGGAACCCAUYUUACUCACAUAUACGAUCUUUUCCUUCUGUAUGUUAAACCUUAGCCUUGUUUUGUCCUUUUACUCGCAUAAACUUAAUGUUCGGUGUUUGAUUUGAUCGAUUUCCUGCGUAGCUUUUAGACAAACGGUUCAUUUUAGGGGUGAAAAUCUGUUUCUGGUUCCAACUGAGGCUAAAAUAGAGCAGAAGAAUCGACUUGUAGUGCAAUAAAAAAAAAAACUGCUAGAGAUGAAUUAUUUUUAAUAGGAAUUAUAUCCGAGUUUCUAUCGACACUUUAAAUGUUUUUAGACAUUUUAAUGGGAUAAUGGCACUUAAAAACGAGCUUCUGGUGAAAUGAAAGCAUGCGUGUGCUUGUAUGAAAAUGUAGAAGCUUUGUGUAAUUGAAUGAUGAUGAUGAUUAAUGCAAUUUCUAGGAAACGUUUAUUAGCACUUACAUGCCCAAGGCAGUUAUUUUAAAUGUUGGCAAAAAGCUUUGACUCCUSGGUUUUCCAGACCUUAACAAAAGGUUUUUAUUCUCUCUUCCUCUCUCCCGCAGCUGCCGUCUUUCUCACCUCCAGCUUUUGGAAGGGGUUGCAUCAAAGGGCCGCGUUUCCCAGCCAACCACCGCUCGGCCUUUCGUGCAAAACCUCAGCGAACUUUUGCACGAAACGACCGGAGUGAGCUGGAAUCUGCAGGCGCGUCUCGGUUGGCUGGGGAAACGCGCCGUUUCCCGUUUUCUGGAGGCGAGAAACACCUGCUGCCCCCCAGCUGCGCUGCCCUCCGCGGAGUCCGGCGCCGCUUUGCACUUUAUCCUGAUUGGUCUCCUUCGUUCAGCCCCCCCAAAACGCUCAAAACUACCCAGAAUKCAUUUCGCUUUCUAAUAGAA
Molecule: messenger RNA, 4168 nt
Organism: Poecilia reticulata (guppy)
Lineage: Eukaryota; Metazoa; Chordata; Actinopteri; Cyprinodontiformes; Poeciliidae
Gene: grin1a
Product: glutamate receptor, ionotropic, N-methyl D-aspartate 1a
Biological process (GO): monoatomic ion transport
Cellular component (GO): membrane
Molecular function (GO): ligand-gated monoatomic ion channel activity; signaling receptor activity
Source: RefSeq, a predicted model, not a curated record